GCGGUGGCGCCCGGGCUCCGGCUGCUGGAGGCGCUGCUGCGCACAGUAUUCGGCCGCCAGGCGGGUGGCCCCGUGCAGGCAGCCGCCUACUGUCCCAGCCACCCGGAAUCCAGCCUGGCUGUCCAAGCGGCCGCCUGCAGAGCCCUGCAAGCCGCGGGGCCCGGGCGACCAGAAGAAGGAACUUGGGAGAGAUCUGGCCUCCCAGGACUGCUGGCCUGUUUUACUUGGGGUCCUUGGAGCCAGAGGAAGGACCAAGAUGCCACCUCCUUCAGAAGCCCAGCUCAGGAGAACUUCCAAGACUCACAGGAGGAGCUGGCACUCACCACCGUAUUUCCCAACGGAGACUGUGAGGACCGUGGAAGUGGACCCAAAGCCUGUGAUGGAGUCGUUCACACGCCCCCUGAGCCCCCUGGAGAAGCCAGAUGAAGGCUGGACCCUCGGACUGUCCCUGGCUCUGACCCACACCCUGAGGCCUGGUCUUUCUCACUGAGCCCCCAAGUCGACCUUGUCUGGUGGUGACUGUAAAACCCCUCUUUUAGGGGGCUGUCACAUUCCCUAUGGCCAGUUCGGGAGCAGGACUUGCUAAGACAGGCAGGGCCUAGGAAAACUGUCCCUUGGGACCGGCUCUCCACUUGCCAUUUGCUACUGUGAUCAUAGUAAGGUUUAUUUUAGCUCUCUGUACCUCAGUUUCUCUAAGCCAAGGAGACGGGUAGCUCUCUACUUUGAGGCUCUGCAGAACUGUGGCACCCCAGGGUGUGUGCAGCUCUGGACACAUGCCGGAGAGUGCAGCUGGAAGAACUCUGGGCCAGAUAUCAUCAGAUCUGGGCUGUGACUUGGGGUGUGUCAUUCCAUCUCUGGGACUUCUGUUUUCAAAUGCAGGAGGGGCUGCCAAACCACUGGCUUUUGAGCCAGGGGCCGGACUGCCCUUCCAGGCAGCAUUGGAAACCUGUGUGUUGGGGUGGGUCACUGACUGUGGGGCACCCCUGGCAGUGAGUGGGAAUCCUGCAGUGUACAGGGUAGUCUCCAACAGCAAAGAAUUGGUUCACUCAAUAUGGUGACACCUUUGAGACACUGGAAAAAACAGUCCCUUUUUCCUGUCAAAUUCUGGGAAGAGUCCCCCAGAGAGUGUCAGGCUUCUUGGGACCUUGGCUCUGAGAACAAGCCAAAAUAAAGACCACAUUGUUGCCCCGGGGGCCUGUCAGGCCAGAGCCAAGAUGGUCCUGUGUGUUGCAGGGCCAGGACAGAAAUAGCCCUGCAUGCCGGUGAGAAGAAAGGGCUGCUCUCUUUCUCAUGUUGAUAUUGACUUUCUGUGCCAAGUCCUUGGAGGGUAAGAAUGCUGGGAGCUGCCCACAGCACCACCCAGAGGAAGGCAGGGGGCAGGGGAUGCUCCGGUCAGCUCUAGGUCUCAGUUCCUAUCCCAAGGUCAAAGCACACAGCCCUGUACCUCAGUUUCUCUAAGCCAAGGAGACCGGUAGCUCUCUACUUGAGGCUCUGCAGAACUGUGGCACCCCAGGGUGUGUGCAGCCUUUCCUUUAAGUCAGACAGGGCGAUGAUGUUCCCUGCAGAGCCUCAAGGCCUGUGUUCACCCACAGGCUGCUCAGCAUCCCUCUCUUGUCGACUUUGAGCGCUGGAGAAAUGCAGUCUUCAGACUCCAGCGGGAGGGCAGCUCCUGAUUUCCCCGUGGGAACCCCCCACCCCUCAGGGAAGUGGCCACGCCCAUUCAUUCCUGCGAUUCGAUGCACUCCCACUCUUUAGCUCCUGACCUUCCAAAUGCUCUGGACCUUCCAGUUGUUAUUUCAGCUUUCUCUGUGACGUUGCCAAAUUGUAGAACGGAAGCCUCUAGCCGAGGGGCUCUGUGAUGUUAAGGAAGGGCCCUCUCUACUCUGUGCCUCAAUUUCUUUUCCAUAACAGUGAGCCAGGUCCUACCCCUCCCUGGCCUCGCAGGGAUGGUGUGAGGUCCCACGAGACAACAUCUUCCUUGGGCCUGGGUGGCAGUGACAUUUUUUAAUAAUGCAGGGUUGUCUCCCCAGUAGAUAGAUCCAGCUGGCAUCUUUACAUAGCAGGAAUUCAAGAAAUUUUGAUUCAUUGAUUUUACUUUUAACUGGGGAGACUGGUAUAUCUGAAGCUGCUAUAUUUUUCUAUUUCCUCAUUGAUCUCUUUAUAAUAAUUUUGGUUGGAAUUUUAUCUGGUGGUGGGGAAGGGGCUUGUUAUACGUUAGGAAUUUGUCUAAGGCAGAAGUUACAGGGUUUAAAAAUCUUUUGUAUUUGUUGCCAAUAUUUGAAACUUGGCACAUUAAAAAAAAAAUCUAGUUUUCUGGGUGGAUGUGGGGCAUGUUUUCAUUUCCUUCUCCACUUGGAUGCCCUCUCCUACCUUCCCACCCACCCCAUCCCCCACUGCACUUCCUUCACAGGACACCUGCCUGGUGCUGGCUCAGGUGAGCAUUUGAGUUUGCAGUCUAUGGGUUUCAGUGGUGUUUUAUACAUUAUUUUUUCAUUACUUUCAGGAUUUCUUUUGAAGAGUUAAGAAAAAGGUCUUUGUUUCCUGAGAUUUGGGUGCUUACUCUCAACUGAUAAAACAGAGCUGAGAUGGAUCUCUGUUUCCUUGAGACAUGACUGUGAUGUGCACCAUCUUUGAAGGGACAGUCUCAGCGCUGUUUCCUAGCAGACAGAUUAGUUGGGUGCUAUCAGGGAUGAUCUUGAUGGUGGGUCUCUUCCCUGAAGGACUUUAGAAGGCAUGAAGUUUAGUGGGCCAGUGGGAAGCCGGAGACCUUGAAUUAGAUCAGUGGUUCCCAGGAGCCAUGGGGGAGGGCCUACUAGCCAGCCCAGCGUCUGGGUUUUCUGGUACUAAUCUCUAAUGUGGCGAUAGUUUGCCGCUUCUGACUUGAAUGGAUAAUUCCUUAUAUCUAAUAAAACCAAACAAGUACCCCACUGGUGUCUAAUCAAAACGGAGUGAAUCUUCCCCUUUGUUCUCAUAGCGUGUUCCUCACAGGCUCUUGGGAGUAGGGAAUCUGAGCAAAUGGCCAAAGCCUCUCGAAUUGUUGGCAGCCUGAAAGUGACCCAGUCCUGGGUGACAGCCCCACAGCCCUAAUGGCUGGAAUUGGAAAAUAUGUAACAGGAAAGUAGAAGUAAAUAUUUAAAAAGAGAUUUUUUUUUAAAAAGAGAUAACAGUUAGGUAGACAGUGUUUUUGCAGAGCUAAACCAGCUUCAACUGAGUCUCAGAGGAACCUCUGUAAUAUUCAUGUCACAGUUUCUCUUCUUUCAAAGUGUUUGUCUCCAAGAGGAAUCUCUCAAUUGUCAAAGCAAAAAAACGUCAAGGUCAAGGGCUGAAGCCCUCAACCUGAGAUGUAAAUGAGCCACUUACUCCAGGCCAGAACCAAGGACCUAACCUCUUUGGGAAGGUUAAUGACAAUGUAAACUUGAAAGCUUUAAGGGCAGCACAGUAACUCUGCAUGCUUGUCGCCUGUGGUCAGGAGGUCUGGACUUUGUUCUGUUUGCAUGGCAAACUCAGCCAGCAUAAUGAGCAAGUGGAGGAAGCUGGCUGGCUGUUUGUACCAAGGGCUGCAUAAGCCCUCUGCCCUGCUUUUUUUGUGUUAGUGGAUCAAGAAUUGGGACUGAAGCGAAAUCUGGCCAGGCAGCCCUGCCACUUGUGUGGCCUUGGAGUUUGGGGGGUGGGGCCCAGUGCACGGUGCAGGGUGGUCAACCUGGAUCCUACACACAUGCCUUCAGCCUCCGAGCACUAGUCCUCUGUAAGAUUAUACUUAGGGCUGCCUAAUUGGGAGCAGAGGCACACAGGGCCCACUGGGUCAAGCUGUGGUUCAGAGGGUACCAGGAAUCCCAUAGCAGUGGUAGGUAAGGAGAACAAUGUGGGGUAAUCUGGUCCCUAGUGGGGCUGAACCCAAGGGACGAUAUGGGAUCAUGACUUUGGAAAGGGUAAGAACCUUGUCUGGGCUUCCUUCCCCAGCUCCCCAACCCCAGCUGUGCCUCCUGCCUCAUACGCAGACGUAGGACUUCUAGUGCCUUGACAGAUGGAACUCAGGCUCUUAGGAAGGAGCUGGGUUCUGAGUCUUACAUGGGGCUUGUGCACCUGCUCUCCAGAGCACAGUCCUUGUGACCAAACCCUCAUUUUGAAUACAGGUUGCAGAAACUGGCUGUUUUGUAGCCCUGAAUUUUUUCCCUUCCAGACUGGUUCAUGAGAAUUUCUCAGAGCCAGAUAUUCCUUGAUCAUGACCCUAAUCCCAGGCUAACCUGGCCCUGAAGGCCUACCGUCCUAGUGUGCUCCCUGGCUCCUGGCUCCCAAACUGGCUGUCAGGAUGGUCACUUACAGUCUCUUGUUCUUGGAAGAGAAUAGGUCUUCCCUUCAGCCUCUGCAUGUGAUCUGGCCUCCUCCAACACCAGCUGUUCCAGAGAUCAGGCAAGACCAUGGAACAGGCCAAGGGCCAGGCCUCAAUGGGGGCCAGAAGAGUGGAGCUGAGAAAAAGGCUCAUAUGUAGUUGUCCAUUUUCUAAUAGCCACAUUCAAAAAAAGGAAAAGAAACUAGUAAGAAUCAUUUAACGUAUAUUUUGUUUUACUCAAAAUAUUACUUAACUGUAAACUACUAAUGAGGCAUUUUGCAUUUUUUGCAUGCUGUCUUUGAAUCUUGUGAGAAUUUGACAUGUAGAGCCCAAUUCAGAUAUUAAAUUUUCAUCAGCUGUA
This is a messenger RNA of Ictidomys tridecemlineatus (thirteen-lined ground squirrel), 4691 nucleotides long. RefSeq names its product chromosome 7 C2orf72 homolog (gene C7H2orf72). The record is from RefSeq and is a predicted model, not a curated record. Lineage: Eukaryota; Metazoa; Chordata; Mammalia; Rodentia; Sciuridae.